AGGAGGAGGAGGAGGAGGCCGAGGCCGGUGCUGCACCGUGAUGGUGCUGCGCGGUGCGGUGCGGUGAGCCGGGGUCCGGGGAGGAGGACCGACCACGUGCGCCGCCCCGACCUCCCCCCCCCGGCAGCCGGGACCCCCCACCCCCUCCGGACACCCCCAGCUGUGAACGUGGCCGGGAAAUGCGGGUGUGAAGCGAGGAGUCCGGACCGGCCAAACCCCCCCGCAGCCAGGAGAAGAAAUCUGGAACCGCCCCGGUCGGGGAUCGCCCCCCGAGGGGGGCCGAGAGGCUCCCCCCGGGACCCCCGGACCCGGCUCCGUCCUUAGGAGCUCGCUCUUCUCUUUAUUAUUAUCGUCCUUCUCAUUUUUAAUCUCCGCUCCCCCGGUGGGGGGGAAAUCGGCCAGAACCACGGCUACGUAACGGAAGACGGGCGCAGGAGGAUCCCCCCCGCCGCCCCGCAAAAAAAUCCACACAUGGACUGAAAAAAGCCAUUUUCAGCUCCAGAUCGGCUCCCCGAGCCUUGCGGUCCCCUCCCCGGUAAACUUCGGGGGCGGCCGGGGGGGAGAGGGGGAAGACGACGACCUCUUUCCUUUUUUUUUUUUCCUCUUCCCCCCCCAAAAAUUUGAAUUUCGCCGGGCCGGGGUCCGGGUCCGGGGGGGGAGCCGAGGUUUCCUCCCCCAAACAUGAUGUUUCGCGACCAGGUCGGGGUGCUGGCCGGGUGGUUCAAAGGCUGGAACGAAUGCGAGCAGACUGUUGCUCUGCUGUCGCUGCUGAAGAGGGUCAGCGGGACCCAGGCCCGCUUCCUGCAGAUCUGUCUGGAGCAUUCCAUGGAAUCCUGCACGGAGCUCCACGUCCUGGAAGGGGAAGCCAACAGUCCCGGAAUCAUUAACCAAUGGCAGCGGGAGUCGAAGGAUAAAGUCAUCUGCCUGUUGCUGUCUCACCUGCCCCUGCUGAAGCCGGGCAACCUGGAGGCCAAAGCGGAGUACAUGAAACUGCUCCCCAUGGUGCUGGUGCACUCCAUCGAGCACAACCAGCACGUGGAGCAGAGCCGCCAGCUGCUGUCCUACGCCCUCAUCCACCCGGCCACCUCCCUGGAAGACCGCAGCGCCCUGGCCCUGUGGCUCAACCACCUGGAGGACCGGGCCGGCGGCCCGCCCCGGCCCCGCUCGGACUCGGCCGACCCCGGCCAGGCCCCCGGCCGGACCCCCGCCCAUUACCACCACCACCACCACCACCAGCGGCAGAACUCGGACGACCGGGCCAACGGCUGGCGGGACUCGCGCGACUCGGGGAUCUGCCUCGGCCCGUCCGGCUGGCGGGACCGGGGCCCGGCCUGCGAGGACGGCCACGGCGGGGCCCUCUACUCUUCCUCGUCCGUCCCCGCCACCAUCGACGCCGUCGGCACCGGCACCAUUCUCUCGGGCCAGGCACACCACAGCCCUUUGAAACGUUCUGUGUCCCUUACCCCACCCACGAACGGGCCAAACCAGCCUCUAGGCCACGGAUGGAUGUCUCAUGAGGAUUUGCGAGGCAGAGGAUCUCAGUGCACCCCUCCCGAUCACGCCCCCCUGUCUCCACAAAGCAGUGUAGCCUCUUCGGGAAGUGGCGGGAGCGAACACGCAGAAGAUCAGACCCGCGGGCCUAACACAUUCCGAGAAGAAGGUAGUGGGAUGAAAGACGUCCCCGCGUGGUUGAAGAGUCUCCGCCUGCACAAGUACGCCGCUCUGUUCUCUCAGAUGACCUAUGAGGAGAUGAUGGCGCUCACCGAAUGCCAGCUGGAGGCUCAGAACGUCACCAAGGGGGCGAGACACAAAAUCGUCAUCAGCAUCCAAAAGCUCAAAGAGAGGCAGAACCUCCUCAAGACCCUAGAGAGGGACGUCCUAGACGGCGGAAACCUGCGCGUGGCCCUGCAGGAGCUUCACCAGAUGAUCCUCACCCCCAUCAAAGCCUACGGCUCCCAGAGCCCCCCCGGAGACGCCCCCCAGCCGCGACGCCCCGCCGAGGGGAAGGAAGCCGCCCCCGCCGUCGCGGGGCCGGGGCAACCGCAGCAGCUGAGCGGCUGCGAGGGAGAGACGGCGGCCAGCCCGUUGGCCGAAGGGGACCUGCCCGGGCAGUUCACCAGGGUCAUGGGCAAAGUGUGUACCCAGCUCUUAGUCUCCAGACCCGAUGAGGAAAAUAUAAGCUCCUAUUUGCAGCUCAUAGACAAGUGUCUAAUUCAUGAGGCUUUUACGGAGACCCAGAAAAAGAGAUUGUUGUCAUGGAAACAGCAGGUGCAGAAGCUUUUUCGGUCCUUCCCUCGCAAAACCCUCCUCGACCUGUCAGGAUACCGGCAGCAGAGGAACCGGGGGUUCGGGCAGUCCAACUCCCUGCCGACGUCCGGUUCGGUGGGCGGCGGCGGCGGGCUGGGUCGACGGAAUCCCCGCCUGUUCCAGCUCCCCGCCCGGAACCUCCCGACUCCUCGCCUCGGCCUGCUGGGGGCCGGGGGCUUCCUCGGCGCCGCCCCGCGCCCCGCCGGACCCGGCGCCCCCGGCCUGAAGCCGGGAAGACAGAGCCUGUGGUUCGCCAACCCCGGGGGCAGCAGCAGCGUGCCCAGCCGCACCCACAGCUCCGUCCAGCGGACCCGCUCGCUGCCCGUCCACACGUCGCCCCAGGCCGUGCUCAUGUUCCAGCCCCCAGAGUUCCAGGUUCCGGUGACCGAGCCGGACAUCAACAACAGAUUGGAAUCCUUGUGCCUCAGUAUGACCGAACACGCCCUCGGGGACGGAGUGGACCGCACCUCCACCAUCUAGAGGCGGCCGGACCGACCGUGGGCAUCGCCGGCGGGACGUCGGCCGCCCGAAAUCGCUCGCCUCCGGCCUCCCCCGCCGCCCCCCAUCCUUCCCCCCCGCCCUCCCUACUGCCGCCCCCCGCUGAUCCUCCCCCGUGGAGGGUCUGUGAGAGAGAGGGUCAGGCUGGUAAACAUAUCGUUAGCUCCAGAGGCGGGCGCCUCCCUCUCUCAUUGCCAGGCCCCGCCGGCGGACGGGAGGAGAGGGACCCCCCCGCCCCCACCCAGACUCCCCCAGAUCCCUUCCAGUCCCCCCGAGCCGUCGUCCUUGCGUCCCCCCCCGGCUCCUGCAGACCUUCCCCCGGCGGCCCCGCUUCGGGAGCGAGGCCUCACGGACGAGGCGCGCUGCCGCCCGGAGGACCCCCGGCUCUCUCUCUCCCCCGAAGACCACCCAGAGACCGCCCAGGGGCCCCUAGAGCCGGGAGGGCACGUUUCCCCCCACCCCCCGACCGCCCCCCCCGGUGUCAAACUCUGCUGUGUGUAUUGUUUACAUGAGGACUGAUCCGAAGGUACAUGACGUGGGGCAGGAGGGCCGUUCCGCCGUGGCGUCAGGCCGCAGGUGGCGGCGGCGGCGGCGGUGGAGGAUCGGGGGGUCGGCAGGGGCGGCAGCGGCGGGUUUGUCGCUCCAUCUCUAUCCCAGCAGCGGGUUUGCCUUUGCCCGGGAGCUGCCGGGCUCGGCUCCUAGGGCCGGACGGGGUCAGGGAGAGCGUGGAGCUUCGGCGGCCCGGGCCGGCGGCCGGAACCGAGGUCCGGAGGCCCCGGGCCGUUGAAAUGGGAUCGUGGAGGAAGGGGACGUCUCUGUGGGGGACGACGAACGGCUCCGGAGUAGCCGGAGAUCCGUGGAGACCUCGGCGGGCUUCCUCCUCUCUCCCUCCAUCCCUCUUUUCUUCCCUUCCUCCCUUU
Messenger RNA from Ornithorhynchus anatinus (platypus), 3725 nucleotides. RefSeq names its product sterile alpha motif domain containing 4A (gene SAMD4A). The record is from RefSeq and is a predicted model, not a curated record. The transcript is spliced from 13 exons. Gene Ontology annotation, biological process: regulation of mRNA stability; nuclear-transcribed mRNA poly(A) tail shortening; negative regulation of translation. Lineage: Eukaryota; Metazoa; Chordata; Mammalia; Monotremata; Ornithorhynchidae. Gene Ontology annotation, molecular function: mRNA binding; translation repressor activity; protein binding. Gene Ontology annotation, cellular component: P-body. Bases 682 to 2787 code for a protein of 701 amino acids.